Messenger RNA from Patella vulgata (common limpet), 4153 nucleotides. RefSeq lists its product as uncharacterized. The transcript has 5 exons. The record is from RefSeq and is a predicted model, not a curated record. The coding region runs from base 40 to 1629 and encodes 529 amino acids. Lineage: Eukaryota; Metazoa; Mollusca; Gastropoda; Patellidae.
UUAAGCUAUGUUGAUAGCCAUAAAAGAUUAAGUCCUGAAAUGGAAGAAUUUAUCAAAACUGUUAUGGAAUGUCGGAAGGUUCCUGGAUUAACACUGACCGUUGUUUUAGAUAAAACCGAAUUGUCUCAAGGAUAUGGAUUAUCCGAUGUGAAGACGGGUCGGAAGGUUGAUGAUGAAACAUUGUUCUGUAUUGGUUCAUUAACAAAAUCGUUUACUACAGCAUUGUUAGCGGAUCUUUUAGUGGAUAAAACUCUCAACAUAGGAUCUUGUAAUUGGGAUUUAAAAUUAAAAGAUAUCCUACAAGAUUUCCAAUCAGCUGACGACUACAGAACAUCUGAGAUGACUUUAAAAGAUAUACUGACUCAUCGUUCGGGUUUAGAGUCUAUUGACUUUGGAAUUCAUGUGGGAUAUCCGACCAUUACCCGAGAACAGCUGUGUCGGAAGCUUAAACAUCUUAAAGAGUUACAUUUAUUUAGGGACCAGUUCAGCUACAAUAAUUUAUUAUAUAUGCUGGCUGGGCAUGUAGCUGAAGUCAUCGGCAAUGACACUUGGGAGCAUCUAAUACAAACAAGAAUUUUUGACAAGUAUAAUAUGGUGUCUACGGGAGUUUAUGAAGAUUCGUUAAUGGCGAAAAAUACAGCGAUACCUUAUAUAUAUGACUCGAAUGAAGAUAAUCUUUAUGAUGUACAGAAUUUAACAAAAAUGUAUCCAGCUGAUCCAGCAGGCAGUAUAUUUACCAACUCAAAAGAUAUGAAAAUUUGGCUGUCACAUCUGUUAAGCUUAUUUGAUGAACCCUCGGACUCGGAAUAUUGCCACCAUACCACAUUCAAUAAAGUAAUAACGGCUUCUGAUUACGGUGACGUUUUCCAGAAAUAUAAAGCUCCCGAAUUAGAAGUUAAAUAUCAUGCUUGUGGUUAUGCUCUUGGGUGGUUCGUAUCUAACUAUAAAGGAUAUGAGAUAAUAACACAUAAUGGUGACAUCUAUGGGUAUAGUUCCCUGAUAGUACUGAUGCCAAGUAUUAAAUUUGCUCUAUAUGGAAACACAAAUGGUCCCGGCGGAGAGGAGGGGAUUAUCGCUUUGCAUCAGAUAGCAUAUUACAUGUUAGAUGUUUUUGCCCUUCACGAAACUCCAGCGACUAAUAUGUCUACGGCCUGUGCACAUCCGAUGGCUUUUCCUUACAAUUAUACGGACGUGUUGGUGGACAAAAGUGGACAUGGUAUUCUCAAUCCGGAAAGAUAUACCGGUAUAUAUGGGCAUCCUAUUAUAGGAGAAUUGACAAUAGUAUAUCUUAAAGACGAAGACAUUUUAAUGUGCAGUAUGGGAUACAAGUUUAAGGGCUAUAUGUUGAAGGGAAAUGAUAACAUGUUUUUUAUUAGUCCAGAUGGAGUCAUAAAAUAUCUUUAUGAAAUUAGAGGAGGGCAAGUUGGUUUGUUUUUCGACAAUACGACCAUGACUAAAGAUGGUUUAUUUGAAAAUGUAACAUUACAAUUUAGCAUAUCAGGAUAUGAAUUCAGUCGAAGAAUUCGAUUUUCAACCGAGGUGAUAAAUUCUUCAUCGAGUUUGACUGACGUUUCGUGGGUGUUUCUAGUUCUUUUUGUCGUGUUUUACAACGUUUUUGACAAAAACUGAUGACGGUUUGUCAAUGAAAUUAGGAUGGUUACAAAUAAUUUCCAAUAUCUUCCACAUUUCUAUUUUUUUGACGUUAAUUAAACUACUGGGGUAACUGGCUCAAUAAAUGUACUAUUUUAGUCUACAGUCGACAUUGACAUAGUUCAAUAUUAUGCUACAUUAACUAAUGUUCUUUGUUAUGAGACACGCACGUCGCGCUCUACGAAAUAUUCCCAUGGUUAAAGACGCCCUCGUAAUAUCUGCAGGUUGACUAUUGAAUUUUCUUUUACUGAUACGGCAUUCCAGAACAAAUUUCAGAAUCGAUUAUCGAGAUUUCAUUGAGUUUUUGUCCGUCUUAUUGAGCCUUGUAAGUACUCAACACGUCAGACGAUUUUUCUUCUUUGAAAGGCACCGGAAUUGUAAAAUAUUCUGGAAUUAAGCCGUUUGUCAUAAAUAGAAGAAAAUAGCGAAUUUUGGAAAAAGAAACUUCCUGAAAUUGUGCAGUUAGUACAAAAUGGCAGCCCAUAAGAAAUUCAGACUCAUCUAUUAAUACCCGGUAACCAAUAUAUAUAGAAAGAUUUGAUGGGAUUGUUUAGUUUGUUAUAAAUUGAAAUCCGACAAUGUUUUAUAUUGCGUUACGGUGAGUUAUUGGCAUACUCGAGUUUGACCCUUGCAUUCACCCUAUAAGUCUGGGUUUUUCAGAUUAUUUUAGGAAUCCCUGGCAUUGUGUGUCUAGUAGGUUCGGACAUUUAAAACUUAAUGCCCAGUUACUGUUCUUGUUAUAGUAACAUUUUGUCUUCUUUAGAUUGCCGUUUUUCUCUGCCACAAGAGUGAAAAUGGCUUAUGACAAAUACUGGAUGACAUAAUAUAAAAAUAUAUGCAAGUAAUAUUAUAGUUCAAGUAAUAUUCAAACCCAAUUGACAACAUUUCAUUGCAGAUUGUAUCAACAGAUUUAGUAAUUGAACUAGAAAUACAAUGAAAUACAAUUAUUAUUUAUUAUUCAGCAUUGUUGUUUUCGUUGUUUACAUGUAUAUAAUGCUUCAUGAUUUUUAUACGUUCACAUUGAAAUGUGGUCAUACAUAAUAUUGUCAACCCCGUCUGUCCGGCGUAAACAAUUGCUUGUAGACGCUCUAGAGGUUAAAGUAAUCAUCCAAUUGGCUUUAAAUUUAUACACAUUGUUUAUGGUCAUGCGAAUGAGACGAUUUUCAGCGAAUUAUGAUAAUUACCGCCAGAGUUAAGGCCCUUGGCCACUUUGAAUAUCUUUUGGAUGUCUAGAGGUUAAAUUGAUCAUCUGCUUGUCUAUAAAUUUAUGAUCAGGUGGCGAAGAAGUCUAUUUAUUGUCAGUAAUUUCCGAUAAUUACUGCUAGAUUGUUUGCCCUUGGUUACUUCGAAUAAUCUUUUAGAUGAUCAAGUUUAUAAAUUUAGUUUUCAAGUGCCUUUAUUUUUAUGAAAUGUAGAAGUAAUUUUGGAGUUAUUACUCUUGAUCACUUUUAAAGAUAAUGUGGACCAGCUAGUUAUUUCCCGACUAGUUUGAAAUUAAUAGUGUUAAUGUGAUGCACACUAUCAUUUUUUAAUGAUUUCAGAUAACUCGAACAGCUAAAUUUAUCAUCGUUACCGAUACAGGUUUUAUAUAAUAAAUGUUAGCGUCCGAAAGAACUAGAAGCCAAUCAAAUUAUUAUUAUUUCUGAUAAUUACAUAAUGGGUUGUUUCUCUUGGUUUGUUUUAAGUGGCUUUUAAAUGCCCACAUUACCUACCAAACAAUAAAUAUACAACCUUUGUGAACAUUACGGGUGACAUAGCUGUUGUGAGCGUAUGUUUUAUUGCCUGACAACCUAUCUUUUAAAAUUGUAUCAAUACUUGAUAAAAACUAGAGAAUUCUAGUCGAGACAAAGAAGUGUGUCCUGUUUAUAUAUUUCAAAUGUACACUGUCUCGCCUUUGAUUGUGCAUGACCGACUUGGCGACUCAGUUGUAUUGAAAAAAAUAAUUAGUUAUCAUUUGUAAAAUCAUUUUAAAAAACAAAACGAUGAACGGACGUUGCACAUCAUUUGUUUCCUUCCGUGUGACUGGGCAAUGUACAUCAUAUAUAUGUAACAGGUUCAAAGAUGUUUUAAAACACAUUUUCUGCUAGGUUAGACGCUUAUAGUUGUCUAGUUAUACUUAAAGUUUGUGUAUCAUAAGAUUCCCACGGUAAAGCUCAUGGGCAGUGUGAAGUUAGCUCAAAAUUCGUUAUUGGUGAACAACGAAAAACGAGUGUUACUCAUGAUUUACGUCUUGGCACAAAAAGCGUUCAACACAACGCUAACAUGAGACAAAGUUACCUCAGGACAAAGAUACGAACAUUAUCAUUAAUGUCAAUGGCAAAAUCUAUGAUGAACCAGACGCGUGACCGCCCCCCCCCCCUCCAUCCCCACCUCACCUCUGUUGGCUCCCACCAUAUGUUUCUUCUCCUAGUCCUACAUUCGGCGAGAUAACGUCGCACAAAUGUGCGAAGCACCGUUGCCGUAUUGGCCCCAUUCAACUCGAAUCUUAUUAUAUGUACCUAUA